This is a messenger RNA of Cokeromyces recurvatus, 985 nucleotides long. Its product is annotated as 14-3-3 family protein epsilon. Gene Ontology annotation, cellular component: cytoplasm. The transcript has 6 exons. The record is from RefSeq and is a predicted model, not a curated record. NCBI's taxonomy places the organism in Eukaryota, Fungi, Mucoromycota, Mucoromycetes, Mucorales, Mucoraceae. Gene Ontology annotation, biological process: signal transduction. Bases 86 to 814 code for a protein of 242 amino acids.
UUCUUUUCUUUUCUUUUUUUUCCCUUUCUCUUUUUUUUUCUUUUCUUUAUUACUUUUUAUUUCAUAAAUAAAUAUCUACUAUAAAAUGACUGCUGCUACUGAACGUGAAGACAAGGUCUACAUGGCUAAAAUUGCUGAACAAGCUGAACGUUAUGAUGAAAUGGUCAAUUAUAUGAAAGAUGUUGUUCAAUUAAAUAAUGGCUUAUCAGUGGAAGAACGUAACCUUUUAUCAGUCGCGUACAAAAACGUGAUUGGUGCUCGUCGUGCCUCGUGGAGAAUUGUUUCUUCUAUUGAGCAAAAAGAAGAAAGUAAAGGUCACAGUACUCAAGCAGCAAAAAUUAAAGAAUACAGAAAUAAAAUUGAACAAGAAUUAUAUGAUGUCUGUAAUGAUAUCUUGAAACUCUUGAAAGAUUAUUUAAUUCCUUCUGCUGAAGCAGGUGAAGCUAAAGUUUUUUAUUAUAAGAUGGAAGGUGACUAUCAUCGUUACGUUGCCGAGUAUGCUACAGGCCCUGCUCGUAAAGAAUCUGCGGACUCUGCUCAUGAAGCUUAUGAAAAGGCUACUGAGGUUGCCACAGCUGACUUAAGUACUACACAUCCCAUUCGUUUAGGUCUCGCUCUUAAUUUUUCUGUCUUUUAUUAUGAAAUCCUUAAUAACCCCAAUAGGGCAUGUGAGUUGGCUAAACAAGCUUUUGAUGAUGCUAUUGCCGAACUUGAUACCUUGAGUGAAGAGUCUUACAAAGACUCCACUUUGAUUAUGCAGUUGUUGCGAGAUAAUUUGACUUUAUGGACUUCUGAUCUUCAGGAAGGUAAAUAGUAUAAAUGAAUACCUUGAUAUGUAUUUCUUUUUUUUUACUCAUCCUAUGUGUAGAAACAGAGAGAGUAGAUGAUUCAAAGGCACCUGUCGAUGACGAGUAAAUAUAUACAUAUACAUAUAUAUAAAUACGUAUAUAUAUGCAUAUACGAAAAAAAAAAAAAAAAAAAAAAA